Sardina pilchardus (European sardine) is the source of this 1598-nucleotide messenger RNA. RefSeq names its product natterin-3-like. Lineage: Eukaryota; Metazoa; Chordata; Actinopteri; Clupeiformes; Clupeidae. Bases 129 to 1379 code for a protein of 416 amino acids. The transcript has 3 exons. The record is from RefSeq and is a predicted model, not a curated record.
CAUCAUCAUCAUUAAGACAACAAGACCCUCCAUCUCCUCCCUUUAAAAGGGAGCAUGCCAGAUGACAGAUACAAACCUGACUGCUAAUCAGAACUAAACAUUGCUCUCUGACUGGUAAGAUUUCUCAGAUGGGGUCCUACCUGCAUGCUCUCAUUGCUCUGGUCCUUGCUGUGGACAAGACCAUUGCCCUGGACACACCCAACAAUACAGUGGCGCAUGUUCCUAAGAUUUCCAAGAAAAAGGUCAUAGAGCGCUUCGUCGGAAACCUUGAGGACGAUGCCCCUUCAACUGUUAAUAUGACCACCCGUGCCAUUUCUGAGCCCAAUAGCACUAGAGCUGCCUCGUCACCUCCGUACAUCUUCAAGGACAACCCCAAUCUAGAGUGGCAGUUGUUUGACCACUCCCUCCCCAAUGGAGCAGUGGGCAUCUGGAACGGUUAUACCGGCCGCUACGACUAUGUGUGCAGGCCAACAAGUGGGACUGAGGUGGGGUUCUACAGUAGCAUCUAUGGUGCUUAUUGUUUUUUCCCACGCUAUCCUAACUUGUGGCAGACUAAUGGAUUUUAUGUCCUUGUGAACAAAGAUGACUUUGUAUUCCUGCAGUGGAUAGAGGGAUCUCAUGGGUCUGUUCCCACCCACUCAGUCAGAUCAGGUUCAAAUGACGAUGGGCAUUAUGUUGCAAAAAACGAUUAUGUUGCAAAAAACAAGUAUGGUUUAGGAUUGCUACAUCGUAAUGAUGCAUUCUAUUUGCCUUGGAUCCAAAAAGUAAAAGAUGGGGUAGUCUAUGGGAAAUCUAAAUGGUAUAAAAAAUCCUACCAGGCCUUGGUAAUUAAUUCAAGCCCAUAUUCACAGGAGCUCAAAAAUGUAGAGUAUUAUAUUGAUCAAGCCGAUAUCAUAGAGACUCCCCCAUUCAUUGUGGAUCAAAACACUGUAUCCAACCAGGAGUGCAAUAGUGUAGUCAUGAAAGUCACACUCUCUGCAACCGAAACAAAAACAAACACUUGGGAGAUGAAUUACUCCAUGACUCUUGCAACCAGCACCACUAUUUCUGCUGGGAUCCCUGAAAUAGUUGGAACUAGCGUUACCAUUGGCACAGAGGAGACUUUUGAGACCAGUUCAGGAACAUCCCUCUCACAAUCUAUAACCUCUAGCCUUGAUGUAACAGUGACUGUACCUCCAAACCACUCUUGCAGAGUUAACAUGCAAGGCAGGAGAUUCACAUCAGACAUACCUUACAAGGGUCUCCUUGGCCGUACCUACAGCAACAGCGAGACCAAGUGGACCACCAUCUAUGGCACUUAUAAAGGUGUGCAGGUUGCAGAUUAUCGGGCUGAGGUGGAGCGCUGUGAGCCUUUGAUCAACCCCAAGCCUUGUGAAUAAGGGGCCCAUAUACAACACAAAGAUGUCCUUCUCAUGUCAAGUAUGGGUACGGCAGCACAAUUUAGGAGAAUGUUCUGACAGCCAAAAUAAAAAAUGCUUUUAUGUGUGUAUUUUCUGUCAAAUGAAGAGGUGGUGUAAAAUUGUAGCCAACAUUUCAAAACUGCUGUAUGACACCAUGUUGUUAAUGUGCUAAUAAAACAUGUCUUCUUCCUCUGCAAA